CCCAACCCAUAACAUGGAACGCAAUACUCUUUGGGAGUUUCAUUUUCUCAACAAUUCAUGCACCAUUGGGUUUUCGUGUGUCUGCAAACUCAAUCCAGAUGCUACUUUUGGUGUAUUGCAUUUUAGCAGAAGCAGAAGCAUUGUCUGAUUGUGCUGUUAUGUGGGGUUCAACUCAGAUCCCUGCUCUUCUGUUUGUUUGUGGAUGGGCCAUUGUUCCGGUGCUGCUUAUCGCCUCCAUCAUCGCGGGGCUGAAGUAUUCACGCUUCUCUCCAAAAUAGAUUGCAUUUGUUGUCUUCAAAUGGCUAGAAAAUUUGAUUUGAUCAAAGAUAUAGAUGACAAGAAAGAGACUUUGAAGCUUGCUGUGAGAGUAAAGGAUUUGUGGUUCGUUGAAAACCGGGAUACGAAUCGUCAUAUGGAGUUGAUUCUUUUGGAUCAGAAGGGAGAUAUGAUUCCUGCAAUGGUAAAAAAAGAAGAUAUAGGUUUGUGGGAACAGAAGUUGGUUGAGGGUCAUACCUACAUAAUGCAUAAUUUUAAGAUCAUGAAGAACCAGGGACAAUUUCGUGUUUGUGACCACCCUUACAAGUUAUUGUUCAUAGGUGCAACAACUAUAAAAGAUCAACCAAUAUCAAGUAUUCCUCUAAAACAUUUAUAAUUUCAAAAGUAUCGAGGAUAUAGUUGAUGGAAAAUUCUCUGCUGAUUUGGUUUAUGGUACGUACAUAUACUAAUGCUUUUUUACUUCACCCUAUACAAAUUUAAUAAUUUUGUUUGCAUGCUAAUAUUGGUUUUAGAUGUUAUUGGAGUGGUGGAUAAUGUGAGGUGUAAUCCCCAGUCCAAGAAUGUUGUAUUUCAUAUAAGGGAUUUAAGUUCUGCUGUUAUUGGGUGUACCUUGUGGGAUUCCUAUUACUUUAAAUUUAUGAGUAAUUGGAGGGGAGAAGCAGAUUCCUUUGUUGUUGUUGUUAUGUUGACUCAAGCUAAGAUCAAACCGUCUUCAGGACGGUGGCCAGUGUCAAUAUCAAAUUCGUGGAAUGGUUCGAAGUUGUUUAUGGGUGAUGAAUGUUCUGAAUUGGUCCGGUUCAAGGAACAAUGGAUACAACGUUUUGGCAAUGAAGUUAGUCAAAGUCAAGAAGCUAGCGAGUUGAGUUCACCGUCUCAAUAUACUGAACAUGAGAAAUUUAUGUAUAAAGCUGUUGUCAGUACAAUAUCCGAAAUCACAACAAUGAAGGAGGAAGUGUAUUGUGUUACUGUUGCAACUACCGUCAAGUUUAAUUUAGGGAAUGAUGGAUGGUGUUAUCCAGUAUGCAAUGGUUGCAGGAAGAAGACUGAAGAGAUAGGUGCUUUUAAGUGUGUCAUGUGUGGGUUUAAUAAUGGAAAACCUGGAAUUAGAUAUAAGUUGGAAUUACAGGUCUGUGAUGGAGACAGUUAUGCGAAUUUCGUCAUGUGGGAUCAAGACUGUACUAACUUGAUUGGUGUAUCAGCUGUUGAGUUAAUGAAUAAGAUGAUUGAGGAUGGGGAGGAUGAUCCGAAAUGUUUUCCAGAGGAUCUUGAUGUUAUGCUGGGAUGUACUCUAGCAUUCAAGGUUAGAGUUCAACCAAAAAACAGAUCUUCAUCGGUCAUGAAAGCUUCAAACAGUCUUGAAACCAUUGCUUUUAUUAGAAGUAAACUUGAGUCAAAGAUGAAUAAUAAAGAGUCCAGCGGUGAAGCUAUGUCUGAUUCCAGUACCGAGGAAAAUUCUAAGGCCAGAGACCAGAUACAAAUGGGUAAACAGUCUUCUCAUGUACCUGUUUGUGACUCUAACAACCAAAAUGAAUCCUUUCCCAUUAUUGCUUAUGAGUCUCAGACAGAUGUGAUUAAUAAGGAGUCCAGUCCCACAGAUACAUGUGGUUCCAAGAUGAAAUCUAUGGCAGUUGGUCUGAUUAAAAGUGGAUCUCGUGGAAAAAAUAUUAAAGAAUCCAGUCCCACUGCAAUAUAUGGGUCCAGUACACAAUCGAAAGCUACAAAUCUGAUAAGAACUGGAUUUCAUGGAAAUAAGGUUAAAGAGUCUGAUCCUGUUGAUCUAAGUCCCUGCAGUACGCAAUCUAAAACACUUGCUUCCACUAAAACUCCAAGUCAUACAGGAAAGAUUAAAGAACCUAGGUGUAAUAAAAAUACCGAAGCUGACAAUGCCAUGUUGACUGUGAGUGGUUCAGAAGAUCAUGAUCCUUAUAUUGAUUUUUGUGUUACCCCUACAAAGGACUUAUUGCUGGACUUUGAAGUUGAUUGCGACCACCUUGAAGAUAUACCAAGUGUAGAAUUUUCGAGGUCCAAGACUAAGAAACGAAUGAAACAGGAAAAACAUUAAUUUGGGCCACUGCUGUUUGUAAUUAGACAUCUAUGUAAUAUAUAUAUAUAUA
Molecule: messenger RNA, 2390 nt
Organism: Vigna unguiculata (cowpea)
Lineage: Eukaryota; Viridiplantae; Streptophyta; Magnoliopsida; Fabales; Fabaceae
Source: RefSeq, a predicted model, not a curated record